Fomitopsis serialis is the source of this 273-nucleotide messenger RNA. RefSeq lists its product as uncharacterized. The coding region runs from base 1 to 273 and encodes 90 amino acids. The record is from RefSeq and is a predicted model, not a curated record. The transcript has a single exon. Lineage: Eukaryota; Fungi; Basidiomycota; Agaricomycetes; Polyporales; Fomitopsidaceae.
AUGCAAGACUCCGCGAUGAACUAUUAUCGCCGACUUCGCCGGAAGACCAAUCCGGCAUUCCCGCAUCGUGUGCCGGUAAGUCCAGCCACCCGUGCGGACGUUCGCCUUGCUCAUCACCACACUGCAGGAUCGCUAUGCGAAUUCAUGCGUGCCACCAGACAGUGGACGCUGCUCCGGGCUAUGAUGCAGUUCGGAUUUGGUCCGAAAUGGCGGGGGGAACCGGGGACGGGCGAUCUUGCACUAUUCUGUGCUGCCUGCCCACAGCCGGAGUGA